Mesocestoides corti is the source of this 1359-nucleotide messenger RNA. Lineage: Eukaryota; Metazoa; Platyhelminthes; Cestoda; Cyclophyllidea; Mesocestoididae. The record is from the annotation of a GenBank genome assembly.
AUGGCGGGCGAUGUAGUGACUGCUCUCUCGAGGUUUGGUGAAACGCUCACUGACGCCUCCGUUGGUCGUGAUACGAAACUGAAGGUCCUUCGAACCCUGAGUGGUGUCGCACUCACCCUUACCGAGCUCUCAAACUCCGGUGUUGGCCGUGCUGUACGUCGCCUUAAGGCCGAACCCGGUGAACUUGGUGAAACUGCUAAAAACCUCGUCACCAAAUGGAGGGCUCUGCUAGAUGAGCAUAUGAAGCGUGAGAACAUCAUGAUUCCCAACAAAGUAGAAAAACCAAGGAAUUUGACUGGAUCUCUGGAACCGCUAUCUCCAUUUUCGAAGACUAUCAAAAGACACGCCUCUUCGGUAUCUGAGACUCAGUCUCUUGAUGCAUCCUCGGGUCUAUCAUUUGAACAAGCAAUGAACGUGACCAUUACUAUGAAGAAAAAACCCAAGAAGCGAUCAGUAGCUAAGAUGAAAGAAGAGAUGCCAAGCUUCCAUCUUUCUAGGGAGUUUACGCAGGAUAUUCUUUCCUCCCUUUCUGUUUCUGUCGACAGACCUGAUGCGUGUAAGCCCUCACCAAAACCUCAUCCUCCCGCGAUUUCGUGCCCUUCAAAUCAGUUUGAAGACGACGGUGACCUCAAAUUCCACUCAAAAAAAGUUAUUUGGGCUCCACGUGUCAAACGACCAGUCGAACAGGGCUCUUCAUGUUCUCAUUUAUUUAAUGGGAAUACCUCUCUUUAUCAACCCCCCACUCUCGUCGAUGCCUGUCUAUCUGUGAUUGAAAAGAACCUAUCGAUUGUAGAAUAUGUGGGGCAAGUGCCUUAUGAACUCUUUUCCCGCGUUCUGCAAAAUGCUUCGGUGGAGGAUCUUCUUCGCAUUGAGAAACACAAUCCGCAAUUCGAAGGUCUUACGGAUGAACUCUGGAAGAAGCACGUUCAACGAAGAUUCCCAGAGUGUCGUGACCUGAAUCCCCGAUCUAAAGAAACUUGGGCCAAACUGUAUACUCGACUCGAAGACGAGUGCUCCCGUCGACUAGAUCAAUUUAUCAACCGCUCCGCAUCGAAGCUGAGGGCCGAAAAGGAGAGCCGCCGGACCACACUCAUGACUGAUGUCAUCACCCCCGCACAAAUUCGGAAGCGAAUUUCGCGUCAGCUGGACAAUCACCGAAGUCAUGGCCUCUCUCGUCUAGGUCGUUGUCCUACAAAAUUGUCCAACGUUCGAGAGGCAAAGAUGGUCUUCAAACCGCGUAACAUGAGCUACCCGACUCCCCCAUCUUCCGCAGCUGACCGCAGAGAUGCCUUGGCAGCACAGCGACAGUCUGCGUCGGUGCUCGAUAAGUUGCGAAAACAAGUCCGCAAGAGUCGAUAG